Molecule: messenger RNA, 3084 nt
Organism: Daphnia pulicaria
Lineage: Eukaryota; Metazoa; Arthropoda; Branchiopoda; Diplostraca; Daphniidae
Exons: 17
Coding region: 133-2862 (909 amino acids)
Biological process (GO): carbohydrate metabolic process; glycosaminoglycan metabolic process
Cellular component (GO): membrane
Molecular function (GO): beta-N-acetylhexosaminidase activity; protein binding
Source: RefSeq, a predicted model, not a curated record
UGUUGUUAGUGUCAAUAAUAAAUACAAAAUUUUUUUGGGAAAUUGCCUUCGUGGCGAAUCUCCUAAAACAUCGAAACUUUUGCUAUCCUUUCAAUUUGUGGAUUAACAGAAUCACCGAGGCUAAUUAUUAUUAUGAAGAUAGACGAAGAUGAAGCUUCUAAUAGUGUCAAAACGUCUAUUGAAGCCCACCGAACAGAUGUUCUGAAAGCAGUGAUCGACACAAUAAAAAAAGAUUGGGAUGAAAAGGAAUUUCUAAAAUUUUUAAACUAUUCAAGAGAAGAUGGAACAUUUCUCCAUUUAGUUACAAAGAACAAUCAAUCAGAUAUGGUUAGACUUUUGUUAAACUACGGAGCAGAUCCUACAGUUGUUAACACUAAGGGUGAAAAGCCUUUAUCUGCCAUUGCCGACAAACACACCAGGUCUGCAUACAAGGAUGCAUUAUUUGCUUCUAUCGCCAGCCAUGAUAUGGGAAUGAUGGAAAAGUUGUAUUACUCAGCCAUUGAAACAGAUAUUAGAGAUAAUUCUGAAAAAUUAAACACCCUUCUGCAUUGGGCAGUUUCUUUUUCAAAUAAAGAAGCAAUACAUUUUCUCACAGAACAAGGAACCAUAUUGGAUUGUGCUAAUGGAAAAGGACUCACUCCAUUGCAUGAAGCUGUUCAAGCAGGAAAUUAUGAUAUUGUUAAUCUACUCAUAAAAAUGGGCGCGGAUGUAAAUUUUCUCGUUCAAGGAACUAGCCAUUUAAAAGGGAAAUCUGCCAUAGACUUGGCUGUUCCCGAUUCACCGCUAACAGAUCUUCUUGCUCGCUCCAGUAAAGAAAAUAGCAUGUCCCCUAAAGCUCCAAUGGAGAUAAAUGGGAAUGUUAAUGGUAAUAUUCAACAAAGUUAUCGAGUUGGGCCUGCCGGGCCUGCCUCACCUGGAACCGAGAGUGCGCUUAGUGUCGAUGAGAUUGCCACUUCCUUGCCUUUUAUACGCACACCAAUACGCCCAGUGAUUACAGAUGCUCGACUACAUUGGCUUUGGCCUCCACCAAAACAAAUACAACAAUUGGAAGGUCAACCGUUCCAAAUUCACCAGUCAUGGAACAUAUCUUUCGUCGCCUGUUCUAUUCCGUUACACGAUAUACUUGAUAUCUGGGAUGUGCACAAACCUCAACUUGCUUUACUCGGAAUCGAUCCUACGAUCGGUAAUGUGAAGCCCAAUAACACAGAAGUGACCGAAGAUAACGAGAAUAAAUUGACAUGUUGUGUCAAGUCUCAACUGUUUCCUAGUAGCGAAUCUUAUCGAUUAACAAUUUCACCUACUAAAAUAUCCAUCAUUUCAUCCGACCGACAAGGACUGCAUUACGCUUUGAGUACUCUAGAACAGCUUAUCGUGCUGUGUUUUGAUGAUGGUCAGUUACCCCCACUCCACAUCGAGGAUAGUCCCUCGCUGCGGAUGCGUGCAGUUCUGCUUGAUGUCAGUUCGGCCGGCCGCGUCCCACUUCUCGACUCGCUAUUUUCAAUGAUUGAUAUUUGGCGUUCUAUGAAACUCAAUCAAAUCCAUCUCUACAGUCGAGUCAACACCUCCGGAGGCUCACAAUGGCCUUGGCCCUACACCAAAAUUGAAAUUAUCAGCCUGGAUCGUUAUUGCACGGACCGAGGAAUGGAACUAGUACCAGCCCUGGAUGUGGAAGGAGAUUAUAAAGAACCACGCGUGCUACAAGAAUUGGUCGUCACCUCCCAAGCGUGCUUUCCAUCCACCAAGCUUUUUCAUGCUGGUCCUGGCUUAACAACUCUUCUUGCCGAAGCAAACUAUGAAUUACUGAAUGGUAGUUCACCCGAUAUAACAUGGCUUUUGUGUGCAAAUAGCUUGAGAGAGAAGCAAAUUCAACCAAUCCUCAACUUUGGCCAUAUCUUGGUUGAGUAUGGGUUCCAGGCAGAUUAUAAUUUCCACGAAAAAUCCAAGUCGGCGUGGGAAAGUUCGGCUGCCUUGUGUUUCUGUGCCGGAACUGCUUCAUGGGAUAGUGUAAUAGGUUACCCAGAUGCAGCUUCAGCCAAUAUUCUUCAUGCAGUGCAUGCUGCUGUAGAAAGAGGAGCAUUGGGAUCGUUUGUAGCAACAUGGACUGAUUCGGUGGCCUUAGGAUCGUUACAUUUUGCUUGGCCAGGUUGGAUUUUACAGGCUGGCUUGGCUUGGAAUCAUUCCAUCCAUUGGGACUACAUUCAAAAUUCCAUGGGCGAACUUGUUUCACUGUGGGUUUUGAAUGAACCACUCGACAAACGUUUUUCAGUCGGAGUAGCAAUUGUCGAGAUGGGGCGAUUAGAAACUUGGCUUCUUCGUCACGCUCGUGGAGAACUUGAUCUUCCCAAUGCAUUUGAUUCUGCCACCAUCCCGCCUUCUUUACCCCCAAAGGAAGGAUCUGUUCACUACCGCUUGCUUUUAGAUCCCGACAGUGUUAAUGUAGAUAACCUCAAUAUGGAAUGCGUUGUGCGAACUAUUCGCCACACAAAAAAAUGGCACAAACUGCUUACUGAAGCAACCGUUGUUACAGAAGGUCGUCAUUAUUUCAUGAAGACAAUCGCUGUUCAAGCCCUUCUCUCUGCCGAUUUCCUUCUCCUGGCUUGUCGUAUUUUGAGGGGAAUUCUCACCAUUGGGAGCAACCCAAAUAGCAAUAUGGGUGUGGCUGCCAUCAAUUUGGGUGUCGCUAACCUAACGCCAACUUUACGAACAGAUGCAGCUAACAAAAUGCUUAGUCUAACCGAGCGUUUUCAACAGCUGUGGGUACAGCAAUAUCAGAACCCCUCUAAUGGAUUAAAUAAUAUAAUUGGAGCACUAAACACGUCGAUUCAACGGCUUUUGGCUAACGUCGAUACAUCAGAUUUGUAGAAUGUUGAUUAUAGAUUUUUAAAAAUCAUUCCAUCUGCAAUCAACUAUUAGCGCAUUCCACAGUGGAACUGAUUUCGAAGGGACAGUAUUAUUCUUUAAUUUUGAAUCAUUGUUUAUUUUUUUAUUGCAAAUGUGUUUUUUGCAAUUUACGCUAUUGUUAAUUACAAGCUAAAAAUGAAAUUAUAUUCAGGAGGUGGUUAAAUAAACUUCAUAUUUAUCGAA